Molecule: messenger RNA, 1649 nt
Organism: Physella acuta
Lineage: Eukaryota; Metazoa; Mollusca; Gastropoda; Physidae
Product: translin-associated protein X
Molecular function (GO): sequence-specific DNA binding
Source: RefSeq, a predicted model, not a curated record
UAGAGAGUCUAGUCACUAGUCUAGCUAGAGAUAUCCAGUAACACUAGAAAAGAUCUAGCCACUUUGACUUUACAAUCUAGAAGAUCUAGAGUUGGUGGUUCUAUAAUCUUCAGGAUAGAUCUAGUAUGGCAACGUCUUACAACAAUAAAGUUAGGGGGGAAUAUAGCAGAGGGCGUUCAAAAAAGAACAGAGAAUUUGCAAACGGUAACCGAGAUGACAAAAGAAAACGUCCCAAACUGAAUGAUUCCGGUCUUGAUGACAACUCACCUAUCAUCAAAUCUUUCAGAAUUUUUCAAGUAGAAUUGGACUCUAGAAAUGACCGCUAUGAACGUAUUGUAAAAUUAAGCAGAGAUAUUACAAUAGAGAGCAAAAGAAUAAUUUUUCUACUACAGCGUGUUGCUGGGUCAGAAGAUAAAGAUGUGGUCCUUUCUGAAGCUUUGGAGAAAAUACAGGAGUUAAACAGCACCAAAUUUUUGGAGUUAGCCCAAGAACUGGAUACACAAGAUCCUUUUCAGUUUUUAAGAGCAUAUUCACCAGGUUUGCAGGAAUACAUAGAGGCUGUUACAUUUUACCAUUACUUAGCUAGUGAAAAAUUAGUUGGUGUUGAAAAAAUACAGUCCGACUUGACCUUUUCCGUCCCUGUGUUGUCUCCGUCUACCUCACACUCCUCCAACGUUCAAUCAACCAUUGAAAAAAUGACAGAUCUCGCAACCUCAGAUAAUGAGUCUCAAUGUCCGUCCAAUGAGGGAGCAAUAACCAACGAGGGGGGCCAAGACACAAUUCCAAAAUGUGAGGCGCAGCGGCAUCUCUCUGUACACAUACCUCCCACUGAGUACAUGCUGGGAGUUGGGGACUUUACAGGGGAGCUGAUGAGAAUGGCAAUAAACAGUGUUGGGGCUGGAGACCUAGAAAAGCCUUCAGUUGUUGCGACUAUGAUGCGAAUCAUCAAUGAUGCAUUCACAACAUUUGCUCACCCCCCAAGAGAGUUGAGGCAAAAGACAAGGGUACUGCGACAAAGCUUGCAAAAGGUUGAAACAGCGUGCUACACUUUAAAAGUUCGGGGGUCUGAAAUUCCUAACCAUAUGCUGGCCGAUGUGUUCUCUAUGCAUAACUCAGGGCCAGUAGAGUCAUUUUCUGAAGAGUUAGAUGAAGCUUAUGAUUAAACUUUUGAAAUAUAAAUAAUUUUUGUUUUUUUGAAUUGCAUUAAGGCCUGGUAGAACAAUAGACAUUCUUUAGUAAUUGGCAAACAAAUUGAAAGAAAAAUAAAAAGGUUUAUUUUGGUUUUAUUAUUAGCAGGUACAUUUAAUGACAAAUUAAGUGCAUUGGCAUGUAUCAACCCAUUGUUUUGAAGGGUAAAAAGUUCUAAUUUCUAGAAUACAUUCAGUUUGAUAACAAGGGGCUAGAGUAAAAAAAAAAAUAUAAUUAAACACAUCCUUUGAGUAACAAGACAAAGCUGAAUGUUCCAGAAGGUCACAAACUUUUCAAGCUCUAGUAUGUCUCUUGAUGGUAUCAUUUUAAGUUGAAGAUUGCACCUAUUUUAAAAACAUUUAACCCCUUACUCCUAGAACCCUGAUCUCAAAUUCCACAUUUGUGCUUUUGCUAGACAUAAAAUUAGAUCUUACCCCUUACAAAGUUCUAUAUUUUAGUUU